Molecule: messenger RNA, 4076 nt
Organism: Manis javanica (Malayan pangolin)
Lineage: Eukaryota; Metazoa; Chordata; Mammalia; Pholidota; Manidae
Gene: PYROXD2
Product: pyridine nucleotide-disulphide oxidoreductase domain 2
Molecular function (GO): oxidoreductase activity
Source: RefSeq, a predicted model, not a curated record
AUCCCAAGUUUUGAGGUUUUUAAAAGCUUCCCAGGCAAUCCUAGUGUGCCCAGGAUUGAGAACCACUGCCCAAGGGGUAUGGCCCCCUCUACACUAGAAGCUCCCAUCCCAGAGCAGACACAAGGACAAAGACUAGCAGAGCCCCAGGACUGGGGAGUGCCCACUGCUGGGACGGAGAGAGCCGUGCGGCAGGAAGCCCCCAGCUCAGCGCCUGUGACACACAGACGGCAGCCUGGCCUCUGUGACUUCAGUCCUGAGCUGAAGUUCAUGCAAAGACUGUUCUUUCCCACUAAAGGAACAGUACAGGGGACAGAGGUACUGAAGGAGCUGGAACCACACAUCAGGCUAAGGUGGCAGUGAGGGACAGAGUUGUCUGGGGUGACCAGGACUGCCUUUCUCAAUAUCAUGACUUCACUGACAGAAAUGGAUUGUGGAAAAUAUAGUUCAAGAACACAAACAGGAAAAACUAAAAGCCCACUGUGUAGGACCUACUUUUAUCACCUGAUACUUGCCCUUAAUUUUUAGCAGCUGUAUGAUGUGAUCUGUCUAGUAUAACUAAUCCCCCUAAUUUUUUUGAAAUAAUGACAUGGGGUGAAUAUCCUGAGUCGGAUUUUAGCAGAGAUCUGCACACAGUGUGAACCUCUGGUGUGUGAAGGGGUGUCUGUGGCCAGAGCAGAAGGGUCCCAAAAAGCCCUCUUACUCAGAAGCAACUUCUCCCGGUUUAAGAUGUUUACAAGGGGAACGGCCUGCAGGCUAAUGGGCAGAGAACAAAGGAGCUCCUAAGUGAAGACAGGCCAAGAGGGUAGCAAGAAAGUGCUUGAGCUGAAGAUAUUUACAGAUGUGAUCUCUACUCUUGAGGAUUCUUGGAAAAUGGGAAAGGUGCCAACAGACAGAAUGUCCAGACCUUCAGAAGAAAAGGGCAAGCCCCAGGAAUUAGAGAUGGAACUGGCCCUGAGGCCCACCUGCCACAGCAGUUAGGUCAGGUGUGUGAGCAUCUAGGAGAGGAUGCACGGCCCUCCCUGUGGUUUUGCUGAGGCCCGUCUCAGCGAUGCUGGGCGCUUGCUUUGGCAGGUGGACUUCCUGAGCCUGCUGUGGGCAUAGAGCUGCUCACCACCCUGUGGGCUGGAGGGACGGGAAGUUGGAAUGCCAGUCUUACCCGAAUCUCUCCUACUCAGGAUGCCCCCCUCCCUACCCCCAACCUUCAUCUUCUCAAUGAGAAGCAGGACAGCACAGAGGGGCAGAUCUCCCCCAGCCCACACACUCAAGCCCACAUCCCCUUCCCAGCCUCCAUGCCCUCCUGUAAAAUGGGAGUUCUGGGGCUUCCAGGAGAGGCUGCAUGGCUGUGGUUAACAGGCACCUGGCAAGUGGGAGCCCUGGAGAAUUACAGCACGGUGAUUACUGAGGCCUGGAGGCAGCACGGCCUGUGCCCAGUGAACAGGGCACACUCCACACUGCCCUGUGUGGACUCCCUGGCAGGCAGCUCUGUGGCCUUUGUUUAGUCGUGGCCCAGGGCCAAGUACUGCAGCUGACCUGCAGCUCCUCCUCCACUUCCUGCUUUCUCCCUGCUCCUCCCCCUGCCUGGGUCAGCACAAAAAGCUGAUUGCAAGCAAAUCCUGACCUAGUACAGAGCAGAAAUGGUUGCAAGUGGCCGAGGUCUCAGCAGGGCCAUGGGAGCCCUUCCCUUCCCUGCGUGGAGGCGAGCACACUGGGAAGCCAGGGGACGCCUGAAGCCCGCGUACGAUGCAGUGGUGAUAGGAGCAGGACACAACGGGCUGGUGGCUGCGGCAUACCUGCAGAGACUGGGGGUGAACACAGCAGUCUUCGAGAGACGCCAUGUGAUCGGGGGUGCGGCUGUCACGGAGGAGAUCACCCCAGGGUUCAAGUUCUCCCGCGCGUCCUACCUCCUCAGCCUGCUGCGGCCGCAGAUUUACACCGAUCUGGAGCUGAAGAAACAUGGGCUGAGGAUUCAUCUCCGAAACCCCUACUCCUUCACCCCCAUGCUGGAAGAAGGCACAGGGAGCAGGCUGCCCAGGUCCCUUCUCCUGGGCACAGACAUGGCAGAAAACCAGAAGCAGAUUGCCCAGUUCUCACAGGAGGAUGCCCAGGCCUUUCCCAAAUAUGAAGCAUUCAUGAAUCGUUUAGCAUCAGCCAUUGACCCUCUGCUGGACGCAGCCCCUGUGGACAUGGAAGCCUUCCAGAGGGGCUCCCUGCUGCAAAGGCUCAAGUCACUCUCCACCCUCAAACCCCUGCUGCAGGCAGGCCGCAUCCUGGGAGCCCAGCUGCCGCAGUAUUACCAGGUCCUCGCAGCCCCAAUUGCCAAGGUGCUGGAUCAGUGGUUUGAGUCUGAACCUCUAAAAGCCACUCUAGCAACGGAUGCUGUGAUUGGCGCCCUGACAAGUCCUCACACUCCGGGGAGCGGGUAUGUGCUGCUUCAUCACGUGAUGGGGGGCCUGGAGGGCCUGCAGGGGGCCUGGGGCUACGUCCAGGGAGGCAUGGGUGCCCUCUCUGAUGCCAUUGCAAGCUCAGCCACUGCACAUGGAGCAAGCAUCUUCACUGAAAAGACGGUGGCUAAGUUACACGUGAGCAGUGGAGGGAAUGUCCAAGGAGUGGUGCUGCAAGAUGGCUCAGAGGUGAGGAGCAAAGUGGUGCUGUCUAACGCAUCUCCGCAGAUCACCUUUUUGAAGCUGACACCACAGGAGUGGCUUCCUGAGGAGUUCGUGGAAAGAAUCUCCCAGCUAGACACCCAGUCACCUGUUACCAAGAUCAAUGUGGCUGUCGACAGGCUGCCCAACUUCCUGGCAGCCCCCAAUGCUCCUGGGGGCCAGCCUCUGCCCCAUCACCAGUGCUCCAUCCACCUGAACUGUGAAGACACGCUCCUCCUCCAUCAGGCCUUCACAGAUGCCAUGAGUGGCUGGCCUUCCCGCAGGCCUAUGAUUGAGCUCUGCAUCCCUUCCUCGCUGGACCCCACCCUGGCUCCCCCUGGCUGCCAUGUCAUCUCCCUCUUCACUCAGUACACUCCCUACACGCUGGCUGGAGGCAAGGUCUGGGAUGAGCAGGAGAAAAACGCUUAUGCGGACAAAGUGUUCGACUGCAUCGAAGCCUAUGCCCCUGGCUUCAAGGCCUCCGUGGUGGGCAGAGACAUCCUCACACCGCCUGAUUUGGAGAGAAUCUUUGGACUUCCUGGAGGGAACAUAUUUCACUGCGCCAUGGCCCUGGACCAGCUCUACUUCGCCCGCCCUGUGCCCCUGCAUUCCAGCUACUGCUGCCCUCUCCCUGGCCUGUAUCUCUGCGGAAGUGGGGCCCAUCCAGGAGGAGGCGUCAUGGGAGCAGCUGGACGCAAUGCAGCCCACGUGGUCUUCCGGGACCUCAAGAUCAUGUGGAGCCGAACUGACUGAGACCCAGGCAGAAGAAUCCACCCUUGAAAUUUAAGUUCCCAUUGGGUCAGCUUCCCAGGACAGGAGUUGAGGCAGGCAAGUCCUCAAGCUCAAGCCACUAUUUUAGAAGAAAUACACAAAUUACAUUUGGUACUAGUUAACCUUGUAGCCAUGACGUCAUGAAAGAACUGGUUUGGUUUUUUUAAAAACAAUGUCCUAUAUAGUUUGCAUUUUUUCCUAUAUAUUACUAGAAUAAGUAAUAAUUACAUUUGACUGUGUGAUAAUAGGUGGGAUAAACUUGUCUGGGAUGCUCAGUAUUCCCACAUCAGCUCCAAACAAUCCAUUUGACCAGCAAGCAUCCCUUUCUCACUGCUGGGCCUCCACUACCAGCCAACUGGGGGACUGCUAGUGAGGCCCAAUCUACUGCUGUCACAUUCCUGGCAAACUGUAGGAAAAGAUCCGAUUCCCCAGAGGCCAUGGGCCUGAACAUUGGUUGGUAUCUCAAGCCAUCAAAACUGCCAGUCAGGCAAACAGCAAAGAUGAGUGCGAAGUGGGAAGGGCUGGGGGCCAUCUGGGUGCCACAUUCCUGACUAGAGUCUUCAACUUCCUACUUCCCAUGAGCUGUACCUGUCAUAUCACUAAAGCCUGUCAGUAUAAACUUAUGUUAUUCUAAAGUGAGCUGUGUUGUCCCUCUUAGAAAGA